CAAGAGCUAGGGUUUCGUCUCAAGCUCCUCCUCACGGUUGCUAGCUAGCUAGAGCGAGAGAAGAGAGGAGAGGGAGCGACUUCAGAGAUUUCAUUACAAGAUGGGGAAGACACGUGGUAUGGGAGCUGGGCGCAAGCUCAAAACUCAUCGAAGGAGGCAGAAGUGGGCUGACAAAUCUUACAAGAAGAGCCAUCUUGGCAACGAGUGGAAGAAGCCUUUCGCAGGUUCUUCUCAUGCCAAGGGUAUUGUUCUAGAGAAGAUAGGCAUUGAGGCCAAACAGCCAAACUCCGCUAUCCGAAAGUGUGCAAGAGUUCAGCUUAUUAAGAACGGAAAGAAGAUUGCAGCAUUCGUUCCCAACGAUGGUUGUCUGAAUUACAUCGAGGAAAAUGACGAGGUGUUGAUUGCUGGGUUCGGUAGGAAGGGGCAUGCAGUGGGAGAUAUUCCUGGGGUGCGUUUUAAGGUGGUCAAAGUCUCUGGGGUCUCGCUGUUGGCCCUUUUUAAGGAGAAGAAAGAGAAGCCUAGGUCAUGAGUACCUUGUUUUUGUUUCCUCUGUAUCUUUUAUUUUGUUGUAGGGUGCAUUUGCGAGGCAGUUCACCUCCCCCCUCUAUUUUUGGCGUUUGCAAGAGUACGGGUAAGAUUGAUAAGAUAAGCUUAACAUUGGUCGAAUUUUGGUCUUGUUCACAUAUUUUAAGUUUAUGCUUUGAUUAUAGGCAGCUGCUUUUAUUUUU
Amborella trichopoda is the source of this 728-nucleotide messenger RNA. Its product is annotated as small ribosomal subunit protein uS12. Gene Ontology annotation, biological process: translation. The record is from RefSeq and is a predicted model, not a curated record. NCBI's taxonomy places the organism in Eukaryota, Viridiplantae, Streptophyta, Magnoliopsida, Amborellales, Amborellaceae. Gene Ontology annotation, cellular component: ribosome; small ribosomal subunit. Gene Ontology annotation, molecular function: structural constituent of ribosome.